AUGAGCGACAACGAGAGCGUGGAUUCAAGCUCCAGCGAGGAAAUAUCACCUCCUUGGGGCACAAUUCCAGCUGAGAUCUACUUACUGCGAUAUCCACCGCCUCCUCCUCCGGCUCUAGGCCCCCAGGAACUGAUCUUCCUGAAAGCUUGGCGUCCCCUCUCCAUCCGCCACCUAGCCACCGAUCCCGGUCAAAUUGGCAACGUCUGGCUUCGCACGUUCUAUGGUCCUGGCAGCGAUGCCAAACACGCGGCCUUGAUCUCACACAUUGACCUUGACAAUGCUGUCGAUAAGGAGGAGAGGCUACUUGACGAUAGACUACUCUAUGGCCGCUUGGAGGGAAAGUGGAACGGUCUGUUGGAGCUACUGCCCGAGCUACUUGUGGCUGAUUGGGAAGGGGAUGAAAGGUGGCUGGGGUAUAGGAGACGCAUUGCGAAGGAUGUGGAGGCGUUCAGGAAUGCAAAGAAGAGAUUUGAGCAUGGGGCCGUUGCUGUGGGUGACGUGGCAGAGGGGACGGAUGAGCUUGCAGAGGCGAUGGAGAGACUGAGAGCUUUUCUACCCGAGGAGGAGGUGCAGCCACGGAUUCUAGAGGUGCUACGGUCACAUGUGCAGGCGGAGUGCGUGGUUGCUUAUCUCAUCGUUGAGGAUGAAGAGGCUCUGGAGGAGGAGGAGGAGGAGGGACUAUUGUUGUUGGUUUUCGUGGAUGCGUUCGGGAGGGUGGUGAGGAGCAACAGGGUUUGUGCUAGUGAGGCGGAGCAGAUGGGUGGGUUUUGGCUAGAGGAGGCUUGGGGUGACAUUGCGGAGUGGCAGAACGGGAAGACUGGAAGCGAUUAUGAAGACGAUGAGGCAUGGGAAGCGCUCUUGAAGCAUGAAGAGCUGAGUUGA
Letharia lupina is the source of this 882-nucleotide messenger RNA. RefSeq lists its product as uncharacterized. NCBI's taxonomy places the organism in Eukaryota, Fungi, Ascomycota, Lecanoromycetes, Lecanorales, Parmeliaceae. The record is from RefSeq and is a predicted model, not a curated record. The transcript has 2 exons. Bases 1 to 882 code for a protein of 293 amino acids.